Ostrea edulis (European flat oyster) is the source of this 7477-nucleotide messenger RNA. RefSeq names its product cytoplasmic polyadenylation element-binding protein 2-like. Gene Ontology annotation, molecular function: mRNA regulatory element binding translation repressor activity; mRNA 3'-UTR binding; translation factor activity, RNA binding. Gene Ontology annotation, biological process: negative regulation of cytoplasmic translation. The transcript is spliced from 9 exons. Lineage: Eukaryota; Metazoa; Mollusca; Bivalvia; Ostreida; Ostreidae. The record is from RefSeq and is a predicted model, not a curated record. Gene Ontology annotation, cellular component: cytoplasm; synapse; nucleus. Bases 1090 to 3033 code for a protein of 647 amino acids.
UAAAAAGGAAAGAAAGAAACUAACCAUUUUCAAGUUUUGCUGUAAUCUAGCUUUAAAAAAAAGAUAUUGCGCUAUCAUCAUAUGUAAUGGCCAUGUGUCAUUUUCCUUUCUGAAUACGGCUUUGAUUAGACCUAAAUUCAUUUGGCUUUUUCAAGAUGAAUGGGUUAGGGUUAGUAUUUUAUACUAUAAGUUGUCCCAAUCAUUCGUGUCACGAACCUAAGCAUUCACUUGACUAAUCUCUUACUUAACUAAUCACUAACUUAACUAACUACAAAUUAAUUAAUCACUAGCUAACCUAACUAAUCCAAGAUUAUUUCAGUAACGGGCAACGCAAACACGAAAAGAAUGGAUUAUGAAUGCCAGUAAUAUUAAGCAAUCAAGUUCUGAAUAGGAAAAGUAAGAAACGUUUUGUAUAAAAAUCUAAAUUUCUAGUACCAAUAGCACUUGUCACGUUUCUGCAUAUUUAGAGUAGAUAUAAGUUAAGAAAUUCGCUGUUCAAAAUAUAUCAAAUUGCCAAAUUAAAAUUCAUUUCUAGCUCUAGGCCUAUAUCAUAAUUUAUUACAUAAUUAUAUUUCUAAAAGCCUAAAUUCAUUUUGGGGGGACCUGUAAAGUUAUUCUUAGUUUUGAAAUGCACUUCGCCUUAAUGAAAAAAAGUGAAAUAAUAUCGCGGCGAAUCAAUAUACAGGAGGGGAAUAAAGUUCAUGCAAAUUAUAUUUCGAUAUAACGGUAUGUUACAAUACAAGUUCCGCCUCCUUAUGAUUAUGCAUAUUAGUUUGUUUCUAGAUCAUCAUCUGUCAUUUUACGUUUUGAGGUAUCUCAGGGUCUUUUCUUCUUAUAAAUGCUCUAAAUAUAAACUUCUUGAAUAAUAAUAGAGUUUUUCAUUCAUAUGUUUACAUAAAAUGCACAAAUAUAUCCAGUAAUAGCUUUUUGUUUCUGAUCUUUCGGGGAUUAGAAACCUAAUUACAAAGCGGAAAUGAAGGGCAGUGGGCCAAAAUACGCAGAAGAGCAAAUCCGAUCCAUCAGGAGCAGACGUGGCGGACGAGGAGCAUUGUAACUCCCCCUUCCAACCAUAUUUACGUUAUUUUAUUGAUGGGGGAUUACGGAGUUGCAGUGGCCACUAACAUCAGAGGAUUUUCGUCGGUUAAUUCAAAGAACGUUUUACAAAGUAAGCCAUUUUUUCCCUCUGAUCCGCGUACAAUGCAAGAUGAAAACAUACAGGAGAAAUCCACAUCUCAGCUUCAGCAACUCACACAUGUCGUGGCAGAAAACGGAAAUGUACAUGGUUCGGAAAUCAGAAACAAAUCUGACGCAAAUAGUUUAUCAGAGGAGAAGAAAGCCGAUUUAUUGACUUCUGUCAGUUCUACACUAGCGCACGGUAACGUUAUGGAGUCUAUUUCGUCAACAGCUGUUGUGUCAUCAAUGAAUUCUCCUUCAAGUUUAUGGACAAACCAGCCCCCAGAGGAAGCUGUGAUACCCGCAUACCACUCACUGAACGGGACUCUAACGUUGUCCCAGUUUCCAGCGGUUCACAACAACAUGUACAGUGCAGGAAUAGCGACCCAUAUGGGUCUCAACAUGGCUCAACAGCCCCCUCCCGCACACAGAAGGGCCAUCACUGGGCAUCACAACUUCCCUGCACGCCAACAACAGCCAGGGAUACUGAUCAACAACAAUUCUAAGGGAUACCCAAACUGGAGCAAUGCCCCUCAGUGGUCCCAGGGACAGACAUGGGGGGGUGUUCACUCAACCCAGCACCAGAGGCGAUCUGUGCCAAACUUCCCCUCCUCGCUCACUGCAGCAUCAUUUCAGAUGAAGAAGUCGCCUGUGUCAUACCAACAACAGAUUACCAACACCGCACCCCUCAUUGCUCCCUCACGGUUUCGUCGGAGCACUUCGUUUCCCGGACAAAUGCACCAGGCUGCCAUGAUAAAACCUGGGUUAGAUAUGGGCAGUUUGGAUGACACACACAGGGAAUCUAUGCUCUCAUACCAGGACAGAAGCAAUUCAUAUGACAGUAUGAGAUUUAGCAACUUUGAGAAUCAGCUUCUGGACAUCAUGAGAAAUUCUGGGGAUCACGCUGACCCACUGAAAGUGAAACCAUCAUUUGGCUUUGGGGAUCUUGAUGAGGAAGCCCUGGACCCCAGUCUGGCAGUCCUUGGGUGUGGUCCCCGAGGUUCACCUGGGUCCCAAGGGGAGAGGAUUGAACGCUUCUCCAGGAAGGUGUUUGUGGGGGGUCUCCCUCCUGACAUCGAUGAAGAGGAGAUCACGGCUGCGUUCCGGAGAUUCGGGGCCCUGGUCGUGGACUGGCCCCACAAAGCCGAGAGUAAAUCCUACUUUCCUCCUAAAGGUAUGCACGCAGAUCUCAGCAAAGCUUGCUUUCCUCCUAAAGGUUACUGCUUCCUGCUGUUCCAAGACGAGAUGUCGGUGCAGACUCUGAUUGAACAUUGUAUUGUGGACGAUGAGAAACUGUAUUGGUGUGUGUCCAGCCCCACUAUGAAGGACAAACCUGUCCAGAUCAGACCCUGGAACCUCAGUGAUUCCGAUUUUGUGAUGGACGGGUCACAGCCGUUAGACCCAAGGAAGACCAUAUUUGUCGGUGGAGUUCCCAGGCCACUGAGAGCAGUGGAGCUGGCUAUGAUCAUGGACCGCCUUUACGGAGGAGUGUGUUAUGCAGGGAUAGACACAGACCCCGAGCUGAAAUAUCCCAAGGGGGCAGGGCGAGUGGCCUUCUCCAAUCAGCAGAGCUAUAUUGCUGCCAUAAGUGCUAGAUUUGUUCAACUCCAGCAUGGUGAAAUUGACAAGAGGGUGGAGGUGAAACCAUACGUCUUAGACGAUCAGAUGUGCGACGAGUGUCAAGGCUCCAGGUGUGGUGGUAAAUUCGCCCCAUUCUUCUGCGCCAACGUCACCUGUCUUCAGUACUACUGUGAGCAGUGCUGGGCGGGCAUUCACUCCCGCCCCGGACGAGAGUUCCACAAACCACUGGUCAAAGAGGGUGCUGACAGACCCAGGGCGGUUCCGUUUCGCUGGUGUUAGAACAGAAGUGGAUGUCAAGCUUUUCUUCAAAAGAAUUAAAACUUGUAGAUGUAUUUAGUCCAGAUUUAAUAUAUUAUUUAUUUAUUGAACUUUUAUCUUGUUACUUGUUUAUUUUUUUGUCAGUGCUGGAUGUGGCUAUUGGUAGAGGUAGCCAAUAAAUUGUUCCCUUGCCAACUAUUUAUUACAGAUUGUCUCUAACCGGAGGAGCAUUCCAUGGGAAAUCUAGCAGUCUUAACCCAAUUUUUUUAUAAGGAUGUGAAUGUUUUCCCUCUUUUUUAUUCACAAGAGAAAAAAGACUAGUUAUAUGUAUUUUUCCACACAAUGGUACAGUACAGCAAUAUUUAAUACGUUUUUCAGCCGUGUUCAUGAAUUUUUCCAUUAUGCAUGUUGUGCAUUAGAUAAAGAAAUACAGUCCAUUUUGUAUUGAAUUGGUAGAUCAUUAGGAGGAUAGUUUGUUUUUCUACUUUUGUGACAUAUUUAGCUAGAGACAAUCCAGGCUAUUUAUAUCUGGUUCUCGGAUUUUGUACUGUGUGAUUCGAACUACUCUAGUCAAUGUUUGUGUGUUUUCAGAUCACUGUUGCUGUUAAUCAUUGUUAUUUAUAAAAAUAAUAAUACAGAAAUGUGUUGCAGGGAUUAGUGACAAAAAGAGAACUUUUUUCAGAAUUCAGCAUUUUGAUUUUUUUACUGUUUAUAUAACUGUUUUAUACUUUUUUUGCUAAUUAAGAGUUUCUAGUUAUUGCAUGCGUUUUUUUGUGUUUAAUUUGUUUGAUACUUUUUUUUUUCAAUUACAUAUUUGCUAUGUUGUAUGAAAUUUCUGUGAUUUACCAUAUAUGUAUGUCAUUUCUUGUUGCGGCCAGUGGAGGAUUUCCCUGGAAUGGUGGGAUUUUAUCGGGCUUUUAACCCUGUACUCCUGAUUAGUCUUGCACUUUGGCUUGUAGUCAUGAUUUCCAGGAUUAGAGUUUACUACAUACCAUUUAAACCGGUACUAAGUAUAUAUAUAGGAUGUAAAAGACAUUGAAAAAGGGCCUCGUCUAAUCAUAGAUUUAUUUUGCUUCUUUUUUCACAUUUGUUUUUCAUUUCUGUAAUUAUUUUUUGCAGUCACUAGCGCUUUGGUUGUGGUUACUGUUACGAGAUAGGUAUUCAUUUAUUGCUCAAUAACGGUGUAUAGAGAAGUCUAGUUUGUUACACUUAUUUUUUUAUGGACAUUUUUUAAGUUAUUUCCUCUAUGUAGUUUAUCCUAGCCAUCACCCCUCAUGUAACCCUGUAGUCUCUACAUUUUUUUUAAUCAUUUUAUAUAUAUUCCAGAUAUAUAUUUCACAUAUCACCCUCGGCUUCAGCUUUGUAUAUAUUCUGCAAGAGAGAAAAGAAAAAAAAUAAUACCAAAAAUAUGCUUCUGGUCUUUUUAUCUGCCUUUUAUGGAAAACAUGUAAUCUUUUUUGUAUAAUUUGUACAUUCACUACUUCCAAUGUUAUUUUGUAUAAAAAGAAAAAAUAUGAAGAAUUUGAACAAUAUGAGAAAAAUUACAUGCACUUUUUUCACACAUUGACAAUGUAUUUUUUUAAUUUUCAGUAAGCCAAAUCUGUAAUAUAUUUUAUUAUCAACUUACAAAUUUCAUUGUCAAUCAAACUAUGUGUUGUCUUGUGUCACAACAAUGCAAAGUGUUCAUUAGAAGGACCGACAUUUUGUACCGAUUCCUCGAAUAUUUUUAUCACUGUUGAUGUUAUUUUCACCACUUUUUAUAGAUCAACACUAUUAAGACUCACUCAUAAGAUAGUAUAUUGUAGUUUUUUUGGUUUUUUUGUUUACAGGUGCUAUUUUGAAAAAGAAAAGAAAAAGGAUGGCUUAUAUUUGAUUUCUGUUACAAUUUUAAGUGUACUUUUUAUUUUUAUUAAUCUUAGAUGGCUAGAAAUGCACGUCUUAUUAUAAUUUCCAUGAGCUGCUGUUAAUGGACUUUGUAAAACAUGGAGUGGGAAAAUUCUUGUUUAAAUCAGUCUACAUUUGUGUGCUUUGUCUGAGUGAGUUUCACCGGGUAUUGUAAUGUUGAUAAAAACAACAUUGUCUUCUAACCAUGCAAAAUUUUGGUAAUCAAAAUUUAAUCAUACAAAAGAGUAUGUACAAGUUCAUAGGAGUUUGGAACUGUGGGAUAGGUGGCGAUUGUAAAAUGUGUUCGUGUUUUAAAGUAUAUGGAAUUGCCCAGUGGUAAGGCAAACUGUGAUUUUAAAAAACCCAGUUGUUAUUCGUUGAAACUUCAGGUGUAUGAUAGAAAUAUUGCUGGUAAUGGAUGUGGGUUUUCAGCAAGGGAAGAUAACUCUUGUCAGAUGGUGUUCCGUAACCUACCUCAGUUAAUGAUCUGAUGCCCUGUAGAUACCUCACUACACUGUUUCCCUUGACACCCUCCUUAAGACCCCCUCAACUGCUGUACCAUAUACAAUAGUGGCAGUUUCUGAGGGGAAUGAACAUUUUUGCAGAAAUUUUGUAAUCAUUCCCCUGUUCAAAAUUUUCAGAGAUUUGUAAUUGUAGAAAGAAUCUUUUUCAGUCACAGGUAAUGUUUGGAGACUGGUUUGAGGCUUCCAUUGACACCAGCUGAGCCAGCAGAAAUUGCCACUUGUAUGGUAUUAUAAAACCCACAUAAAUGACCUCUGACCUUGCCGAAAGCCCACACUGCAGAGUCUUUCAUAUAUAGAGAGUGCCACUGAGUCGUUGAUGUCAUGUUAGAGUCUGUGCCUAGGCCUGGCAUUACAGUCUGUUAGUUUUUUUCUACUUCUCCAUGGAAGCUGUGUCUUGGCCAAUUCACACUUGAAAGGAGAGGGACUUUGGAUGUUUAAAAAAAAUGCAGUGGAAUUUCAUGUUUGUUGAGUUGUUUGUUUCCAAGUAAUAUUAGUCAUUUUUAAUUUGUUAUUCCCUUUGUUUAAUUUUUUUAAUUAAAGGUGAUUUUUUUUACUGGAAUGUGUGUCUCCUAAUAAUCAGCGAAGAAAAUCUGUAUUUGCUCCUUGUGCAGUAGCUCUGACCAUUUGUAUCUUAUGGAUCGGCGCACACCGGAUCUCGGUGGCUAACGGUGUCAGCUCCUAUAGAUUUUCUUUCAUUUUAUAAUGGAAAUUGGUAUUUUUAUAUUUUUUAGUUCAAAGAUAUUUAUACUUUUAUAUUUUAUAAGAAAAAAACCGCACGAUAGUCAAUGAUACAGUGUUGUUCCCCAUGUUGCGUUCACUGUCUGUUAGAUUCUGUGAGUGAAACGUUUUGAAAUAAUAAUGUGUGUGUAAUUCAUGGUGUAGAGAUAUGGAAAUCGGCUUCUUGAUUGUAUGCUUCUGAAACCCUUUGUAAUAUGGAGAAACUUUCACACUUUUUAUUUUACUUAUAAAACAUGGAGCUGUUUCUCAUCAAGGUAUAAGGUGUUAUCAUUGCUGCCAAACUUUACUUGCCAGAACAGCAAAAUCAUAGCAAGUCAUCAGUUUUAUUUUAAAUGAAAUUUAGUGGGUCCAUCAAAUUAACAGAAAACCUAGUCACGUAGUGUAAACUGUAUGUUAGAUACGGUGAUCAGCCACACAGGUGGUGAUGGGGUAUGAUAUUUCAUUUGUGCAAUAAUUAAUUUUUUUUUCAGUUAGAUUUUUAUUAUGGUAUAAGAGGCGGCGGUUUAUUUCAUAUUUUCACGGAUACAUUGUAUCUUUAUUUCCUGCAUUAUCUGUAUGUAACACUCUAGUUAUAGUUAGUGUAGUAGAUUGGAUAGGCUGACUACAGAACUCUAUAGUUCCUGUCAGCCCCUCUGACUCAAGUUUGUCUGUCAUCAUCCACAUUUACAGAUUCUGUUUUAAAUCUAAAUUCAAAUUGGUCUUUAUUUUUCUUUGAAGUUUGGUCUUGCAGUGUAAGCGAUUAUUCUUUAGGAUUGGGUCACCUCUUGGGGGGGGGGGGGGGGGGUGUUAAGAGGUUAUCUAUACUUGUAUGCAAAUUAUGCUUCCAUAACUACUUCUCAGUCUGUCUAUCCUAAACUAAAAUUGCCCAACCACAUUCAUCUGGAAAAAUCUGAACUAUUAAUUCGGUGAGCAUUGUGGCCAAUGGGCCUCUUGUUGAAUGAUUUUGAAUCUAUUUUUGGAUUUUUUUUUCCUUCCCAUUCUGUGUCCAUCUAUUGACGUUGCCUGUUUUGUUCAGUAUUAUUGUACAACAUCAAAAACUUGUCCCAAAUAACGCCAAUCAGUUGUUUCAGAGGAAAGAUACUGAAAAUUACACCCAAACAUAGCAAUGGGUUCUGUAGCAAUGGAUUGGACGUCACUUCCCGAAGGUUUCAUGUGCAUGACUGUGUAGUUUUUGACCAAUUUCAUACAUGUUGUGUUUUGUACAAUGGGAAGUUUUCAAAGUUAUUUUGUUCAAAGGUUAUUAACUGAUCCUGAAGUUUCUAUGUUUUUUAAUAAAGCUAAGUCAUUCUUUUAUAAUAAUAAAUAUGAAUGGUGUUGUU